Molecule: messenger RNA, 582 nt
Organism: Mobula hypostoma (lesser devil ray)
Lineage: Eukaryota; Metazoa; Chordata; Chondrichthyes; Myliobatiformes; Myliobatidae
Gene: polr2f
Product: RNA polymerase II, I and III subunit F
Exons: 5
Coding region: 93-476 (127 amino acids)
Biological process (GO): transcription by RNA polymerase I; transcription by RNA polymerase II; tRNA transcription by RNA polymerase III
Cellular component (GO): RNA polymerase III complex; RNA polymerase I complex; RNA polymerase II, core complex
Molecular function (GO): DNA binding
Source: RefSeq, a predicted model, not a curated record
GACGUCACAGGCGGGGUCUGGAACCUCUGACCCGGAAGCAGUGCCGUAGUCCCCAGUGGCGGUGGCUUGAAGGAGCGGACGUCGGUGCAACCAUGUCGGAUAACGAGGAUAAUUUUGAUGGAGAUGAUUUCGAUGAUGCAGAUGAAGAUGAAGCGAUGGACGAUUUGGACAAUGUGGAGGAGGAAGACCGUGAGAAUGUGGAGAUCCUUCCCGCGGCAGAUGGACAGCAGGCCAACCAGAAAAGGAUCACCACCUCCUACAUGACCAAGUACGAGAGAGCCCGAGUACUGGGAACGCGGGCUCUCCAGAUAGCGAUGUGUGCCCCGGUCAUGGUUGAGCUCGAAGGAGAGACAGACCCACUGCAGAUCGCAAUGAAAGAGCUGAAGGCUCGGAAAAUCCCGAUCAUUAUCCGACGUUAUCUGCCGGAUGGAAGCUAUGAGGAUUGGGGAGUGGAUGAGCUGAUAAUUGCAGACUGACUUUUGCUGCUCUGUCAUAUUACUUUGUACAUGUUUCCUCUAUUUAAAUGUAGCUAUUUUUUUAUUGCAUACUUGUUUUUGUAAAAUAAACAGUGUUUUCUGUUGA